UUCCACUGUCCAGCGAGAUCUGAGAGUUUGGGUUAAAGUCCUUCCAAUUGUAAGCGCUGACCCCAGCCCACCCAGCCUUUUCGCCGCCACAAUCCCCGUCAUCCUCCUUCAGCCUCACGACAUCACCGAAAGUGGCUCCCCCUCCUCUGCGUCCAAGAGCCGCUGGCCACUCUCACCAUCGCCAGAGUCUAUUUCGAUACCUGUUUCCUCAUACUCGACAGCGCGCACGCGAAAGGCUCAGGAGCUUCCGUUACGAUACGCUGCCUAAGUACAAGCUUCAAGCACAAUCCCGGAUUUACAACUACAUUGUGUACCGUCAUAACAGGCACCAGGAAAGGAAGGCUUCAGGGAAGCGUAUUGUUGAUAUUGUUCGCAGACGAGGUCGCAGGAUAUUUGGUGCGCAGAUCAAAGACAAUGAGAGUAUCAUUUCAAGAGAGGUGACCAUGUCUGGUUCUUUGACCAGCUUUGGAGGUGAAGGCCGGGAACGAGGGGCACGGCGAAAGAAGCUUGCGGGGUAUCUACAAGCUGCGAAAGAGAUCGGACAGUCGUAUCAGCAGUCAUACCAGGAGAAAUGGGGUUCGAGCAACAGGGAUUUUGACGACGAUUCCGUCACCAUACCCGGCGCCUUCCCGGAUGCUGCUAUUGCGUCCCACGGCGACGAGCAACUUAUUCUCUUCCCUUCAUAUGCGAAAAGGCACACCAAGGAAGCUCCGAAUCCGGAGGCUCAAAUGGUUGGGAGUGAGAACGAAGAUGUACCUCAGGACGCCGAGUAUUGGGCAAGAGAAUGGCAGAAGUUCGACGAUGAUCGGGCGAUCGUGGAUGUGGACGUUCGAGGCUGGAUCUACUCCCCACACAGAGGUCCAAUGACCAGGAAGAACAGACUUCUAAUAGGGCUUGCUCGACAACUGAGUGGGAUACCUGCACCCAAGCCCCCAAGUAGAGCCCAAAGCCCAGACUCAGCUACAUCGUUAAGAGUACGGCAUAAAGAACAUGAGGCUCGCCGAGAGGAGGAGAGUAUUGCACAAGAGGCGGAGCAAAUUUUAAGGAAGGGUCAGGGAGAACAACAAGUUGCCGCUGAGGGCGGCUAUAGCGAGAGACCACAGUACGACUCAGACAUGGAGAGUAUCUAUGGAGACAGGGGAAGAUCUGGAUCACAUACUCCGUCUCGAAUUGAUGAUCCGCCGGGCCCCGGACGUCUGCACAAACGAGCUUCAUGGAACCAGCCAUCGGAUAUGUCACCGCAGGAGCUGUUCGCUGCGAAUGCACAUUUGAUGGCUCGUUUGAGACCUUUCCUAACAAAUCCAUUGGUCUCCUCACCGAUCACGGUGUUCUUUUAUGACAAGCAGACUUCUGUUUCUCGAACUGUUAUGACAAACGAAGCUGGGCAUUUCGUUAUGCGGGCAGCUCUUGAAUUUGUGCCUACUCACGUCAGAGUUUUGGCCUCCGAGUCACUAUCAGCAACUGAAGAGGUCAAGAUUACCGAGCUCAAGGGGGUAAGUCUCAUCAGUGAUGUUGAUGAUACCAUAAAACACUCUUCCAUUGGAAGCGGAGCGCGUGAGAUUUUCAGAAACACCUUUAUUCGAGAGCUUGGGGAUCUUACUAUCGAUGGUGUGAAAGAAUGGUACAAUACGAUGUACGACAUGGGUUGCAGAGUACACUACGUGUCAAACUCGCCGUGGCAACUCUUCCCAGUCUUGGCAAGUUAUUUUUCAUUAGCUGGCCUGCCUCCGGGGUCAUAUCACCUGAAGCAGUAUAGCGGAAUGCUUCAAGGAAUCUUCGAACCCGUCGCAGAGAGAAAGAAAGGGACACUUGAGAAGAUCAUGAGAGACUUUCCAGAACGAAAGUUUAUACUUAUUGGGGACAGUGGAGAAGCAGAUCUUGAAGUAUACACCGAUGUGGUGCUGGCCAAUCCAGGCAAAGUGCUCGCUAUUUUUAUCCGCGACGUCACGACACCGGACACUGCGGGUUACUUCGACUCGGCAAUGGGUCCUCUCAGUGGCGACCGCCGAAGAGAAAGGGGGCCCCCUUCGAGAGCUCAAUCCGGUAGCAGUCGGACCACCCAGUUGUCAGAAUCAUCUGAUAGACCGGAGCACCGCCCAGUUCUUCCGCCAAGGGCAGCUUCAGAAGCCAAGUUGCAAACAAGUGACGGCCCAGCGAUGGGGACAUUAAUCGACUUUGACGAUGAACCUGAACAAUUAAAUGUUCAUGAAUCUCAUCGUCGUGUCUUGCCCCGCUCUUCAUCGACUUUCGAAGCACUGGAUUCGCCAAGGAGGAGGUCAGCACCAGACGGCAUUAGCUCGAAAGUGCCGCCCCCUCGCCCCACCAAGCCUUUAGCCCUUCGAGGAAACACAAAUCCCGUCUCUGCACCUGCUCCACCAACGAGCAGGGGCAGUCCUCCACCACCUCCUCAGCCGCGUCGUUCAAGGCCCUCGGAGAAUGGCCCGUCACACCCUCUGUCACAAACGCAAAGCUCUACAGACCUCCAGGAUCCCAAUCAAGGUUAUGUCUCCAGCACGCGUCAAAAGGUCUCAGCAGCCUAUAAUUCUCUGCCAGAGGUGAGAUCAUACAUGCCCGGACGCAUAGGUUUAUCCCAAGGAGCAAAAUCGGAAGGCCCGCCCUCGCCCAAUAACCCUUUAUCUGAACCACCUCCACCUCCCCUACCCCGCAGAACAACAGGCUCAACAGUUAACUCAAUCACAAAACGCAUGUCCUGGAACAGCACCGACACUUCCGAUGACGAAUCCUACAGACCCAACUCCAACAGUAACGUCCCCAUCAACAAGAAACUAGACAUGUGGAAGCGGAGAUGGCAACGCGCAAAGGGUAUACUCGACGCGCAAGGUGUCGCAUUAAGGGGUUGGAGGGUUGGAAGCGAUGUUUGUAUCGAGGCGGUGCAAUUAAUUGAGAAGACGUUGACUGAGAUGAACGUUGAAGGCUAUGGACAUGGGAAAGGGAAGACCGGUGUUGGUGGUGGAGAGGUCAAGGUUAAGGAUUUGAAGAGGUAAUGGGAAGCACAAGACUUUCGGUUACGCUAGCGGUGGCCAAUGUGGGAUAAAGUGAUGUUAACACGAACAUAUCUAGAUUAGCGAUCCUUUGAAUAAAUGGACAAGGCUCCACUUUCGAACCCAUUUUGAUUCCUACAAAUCCGCUCCUCUCUCUCCUGCUGCUUG
This is a messenger RNA of Hyaloscypha bicolor E, 3170 nucleotides long. RefSeq names its product actin patch protein 1. The coding region runs from base 444 to 3005 and encodes 853 amino acids. Gene Ontology annotation, cellular component: actin cortical patch. The record is from RefSeq and is a predicted model, not a curated record. NCBI's taxonomy places the organism in Eukaryota, Fungi, Ascomycota, Leotiomycetes, Helotiales, Hyaloscyphaceae. The transcript has a single exon. Gene Ontology annotation, molecular function: phosphatidate phosphatase activity.